This is a messenger RNA of Colletotrichum truncatum, 3336 nucleotides long. NCBI's taxonomy places the organism in Eukaryota, Fungi, Ascomycota, Sordariomycetes, Glomerellales, Glomerellaceae. The record is from RefSeq and is a predicted model, not a curated record.
AUGUCGCAACAGUUGGCAAACGAAAAUUACACAGUCGGUUGGAUAUGUGCCAUCGCCACGGAACGUGUUGCCGCGCAAGCAUUUUUGGACGAAGAACAUGCAGAACCCUCAUUCGUGGCUGAACGCGACGAUAACGAUUACACGUUAGGAAGGAUUGGGAAGCAUAAUGUGGUUAUUGCUGCCUUGCCAGACGGAGAAUAUGGCAUAGCUUCUGCAACCGGUGUGGCGACAGACAUGCUUCACAGCUUCCCCAAUAUUCGAAUCGGCCUGAUGGUUGGGAUUGGAGGCGGGGCUCCCAGCCCCAGAAAUGAUAUCCGUCUAGGUGAUAUUGUUGUUAGCGCUCCUCGUGACGGCCGCGGCGGCGUAUUUCAGUACGAUUUUGGGAAGGCGAUACAGGACCAGGCCUUUCGAACGACAGGAUUUCUUGAACAACCACCAACUGUCUUGCGUACAGCUGUCAGUGGACUUAAAGCUCAACAUGAGAUUAAUGGCCAUCAGUUACAGGAAGCCAUCAAAGAGGCUCUUAACAGAAAGCCAAGGUUGCGGAAGCGAUAUAGUCAACCAGACCCCUUAAGUGAUAGGCUGUAUCGGUCCGACUUUAUACAUCCAUCUGGUGAUGAAACGGAUUGUGCGACCUCCUGUGGUUAUGAUUCUUCAAGGAUGAUCGCAAGACCUCCACGGGAAGAGGAAGAUGACAACCCGGCUAUUCACUACGGCUUGGUAGCCUCUGCUAACCGGCUGAUGAAGGAUGCCUUGGUUCGGGACAAGCUUGCCCAAGAGAAAGGGGUUCUUUGUUUCGAGAUGGAAGCGGCCGGGCUGAUGAACCGCUUCCCGUGCCUAGUCAUACGUGGCGUAUGCGACUAUUCUGACACGCAUAAAAACAAAGAAUGGCGAGGGUAUGCAGCCAUGGCGGCAGCUGCUUAUGCAAAGGACCUACUGAAGAGAAUUGCUCCAAACAAAGUGGAAGCUGAGAAAAAGAUGGCUGAGCUUCUUGGAGAUGAAGUCAAGGAACAAUUGUCCAACAUUCAAAACACAGCCAACGAGACUAGCGACAAGAUUGAGAGUCUUCAGGCUGAAAAUCUUGUUAUGGAGAUCAGAAAAUGGCUUGCACCCCCCGAUGCCUCUAGCAACUUCAACAGAGCGCGAUCGCAACAUCAGCAAGGUACUAGUCAAUGGCUCCUACAAAGCGACAUUUAUCAGAAAUGGAAAGGAAAGAGCGACCCAAAUACUUUCCUGUGGCUCAAUGGCAUCCCAGGCUGCGGCAAAACAAUUCUCAGCUCUUCCAUUAUUGCUGAUUUAGACGCUAACCCUGCUUCCUCUUCGGGGCUACUUUUCUUCUACUUUGACUUCAGUGAUACAGAGAAACAGACUGUGAGGCAGGCUCUACGCUCGCUCAUCAGCCAGCUAUACAGCAAGCAACACGAUACCCGGAAAGAGGUCCACCGCCUUUUCUCUUCUUGUAAUUCCGGAGGCCGGCAGCCAAGCGACGGCGAGCUGCUCUCUUUGUUUCAGAGCAUGGCCAAAGAAACGUGCGAGUUGUGGAUCGUUUUGGAUGCACUUGAUGAAUGCGAGGCGCGGAAUGGAAACUCUGCCAAUAGGCUUCUAUCAUGGAUCAAGAGCCUUCACAACACGGCAUCUAGCAUCCACCUUCUUGUCACUAGUCGGCCUGAACAACAUUUGAAAGCUGAUAUUGAGCAGUGGGCGAAUGAUGAAGAUGUUAUCUCUCUUCAAGGCAACCUGGUGGAGGACGACAUCGCACUGUAUGUUAAAAAUGAAGUUAGCAGGAUGAAACGAUGGCAUCAGCGACAGGAUAUCCAGCACGAGAUCCAGCAAGCUCUGACGGAAAAAGCCGGCGCAAUGUUUCGCUGGGUCUCAUGCCAGGUUGACAUGUUGCAAAACUGUCUCGAUCCGCUUGCGAUACGGAGAGAACUGUCAAGUCUUCCACGGACGUUGGAUGAGACAUAUGCACGAAUUUUGCGACAGUUGCGGCCAGAACACGUGCCUUAUGCUACACGACUACUUCAAUUCUUGACCUACUCUGAGCGACCACUCCAGCUCGAAGAAGCUGUCGAUGCAAUUGCGGUGGAUACUACACGACGCCCUGGGUUCAAACCGGAAAAUCGAAUGCCCAGCCCAGACGAAAUCACAAGGUACUGCUCCGGUCUAGUAGUUGUUGUGUCACGGCCAAAUAUCUACGGCAGACACAUCGCAAGAGAGAUACAGCUUGCGCAUUUCUCUGUACAGGAGUACCUCAGGUCUGACCGCCUACAGCCAGAGUUAGCUCGAGAGCUUAACGAAUCAGCUUCUAGAACCGCAAUGGCGGAAGUAUGCCUCUACUACUUACUAGACUUGGACCACUCCCUCGCAAGAGAUGCCGCGAAGUUAUAUCCUACAUAUUUGGCACACUACUCCGCCCAAUAUUGGGUCAGAAAUGCUAAAGUGGCUGAAAUUUGUAACAGAGAAGCUCUUCCAGCUGUCAAAGAGUAUCUUUCGUCGCCAAAAGCCUUUGGUUUUGGGUUCAAUCUAUAUCCACCGGAACCUAAAAUGUCUCGAAAACUUCCAGAAGAAAACCCAAUGUAUUAUGCAGCUCUAGGAGGGCUGGUCUUUUCUGUCUGGACGUGUAUACAAGACGGAGCAGAUGUCAACGCACAAGGUGGAGAGUAUCAUAAUGCACUUCAGGCUGCUUCAAACGGAGGUCACCGGGAAACAGUACAGCUCCUACUACAGAACGGUGCUGAUGUUAAUAAGCAAGGUGGAUUCUUCGGAAAUGCGCUACAGGUUGCUUCGUUCCGGGGUCAGGUUGAAACUGUAAAGCUCUUACUUAUGAAAGGCGCUAACGUUAACAUACAAGGGGGCGUGUAUGGCAAUGCUCUACAGGCUGCUUCACGAUGUGGACAUGGUGAGAUUGUAGAGAUGCUGCUUUCAAUGGGUGCGGAUAUCAAUGCAAAAGGCGGAUUAUACGGUACUGCCCUUCAGGCGGCUUCAGGGAGAGGAAAUGAGAGGAUUGUGUUGACACUACUUUCGAAGGGCGCAGAUGUUAACAUAGAAGGCGGCUGGGAUGGGACGGCACUUUGCGCUGCUUCGCUGAAUGGAAAUGAGAGGGUUGUAAAGAUGCUAUUGGAUAAGGGCGCAAACGUUCAUGCAAACGUUCAUUCAAACGGCGGAGAACGUAUCAAUGCUCUUGACGCCGCUUUAUUGUCUGGCUACGGAAAGAUUGCGGAGAUGUUGUUGGAGAAAGGUGCCAAAAACUCGAAUAAUGUCACGAAGAGAUACGGUAACCACAAGGGUCUCCUUUCAAGAGCGAAAAUUGGCAUGUUUCUGUUAACCUACUAUUAA